ACGAAAUUUUUGGUUGUUAUCCGAAAUGUUUGCUGUCGAAGGCGUUCACUAGCCGAGGUUCCACUGCAUUAAGAGGAAUGUUUUCUUGCUGCAAUAGACCAGUCAGCCUUACAUAAAUAACUAAUAUCCAAAGCUCAGAGCUCAGAACAUAGAAUUGAUCUUGCGUCCACAUCUAAAACUAGAAAAAUAAAAAGUAUUGCAUAAGCUCAAGUGAUUUUGGAGUGAUUGAGAUAUACUGAUUAUGCAAUAUCUGUUUUUAGCAAAGAUGUUUGCACCAGUCUUUAAAAUUAGUAAAUUUAAUCUUGUAUAUGAAGCAAAGCAUAGUAAUGUCUGUGGUGGGGGAGGGGAGCAGCCCUUAAAGCCUUUUACAAAUCCAUACUGUUUGUAUGAAUCUCUCUAAAUUUGGCAGGAAUAUCACUAUCGAUUAUAGCUUAGUCAUCAGCUGUUUGGCUAGUGUAAAGUGUGCCAGAGCAUGUUUAUAUUUGAUGCUUAUUUUCUCUGUUAUAAUCUAAGCUGUUACUUGUGUCUCAAAAUAGUCAACUUUGUAGAUAAAGAACUUGUUUCAUACCUUUACCAUGCACACAGAACAUGGACAGUGUCUUAAAUUAAGAUGGUACCAAUAAGAGAGAGAGAGAGAGGGGGAUGGGAAGGGGUAGACAAGGAGCUGUUCCCAUGGCAACUUAAAACAUCAUGCACCCAUUACUGAUCAUGGACUGUCAAGCUGGGGAAGGGAUAUCAAAAGUCCAUAUGUUAGACCUUCUUGGUACACUGAUGGUGUGCAUAAAUAAACUUAAAUAAAGCAAUAGAUCAAAAGUUCACAAUAAAAGUAAUGCCAUGAGCCUAUUUAAAAAAAGGUUAUAUUUAAUGAUACAGCCCAACACCUUAUUGGUUAUAUUUGGGGGUUGGUGCUGGCUUUAAUUUUUUUUUUUUAAAUGAUGCCCUGAAACUUAUUUCCUGAAUAAACCUACACAGAAAUUCACUGACUGAACUGCAUCUCCAGCCAACAUUCAUUUGCUGAUUCUUACUGUAAAUUCUAAGAUGGAAUUUGACAAGAAAUAGUAUUGCAAGCUCCUUUUUUGACUAAACUUUUCUUUACUCUUGCAGAUCUGUUGACAGUUAUUUGCUGGCCUAGCAGCAACAGAAUUCACUUGUUUUUUUCUAUUUCGCUACUUAUUCUUCAACAUGAAUCCCAAAGCCUGCAUUUUGAGUAUAACUGCAAUAUAUUUUCACAGUUUUGUGUGCCUCAGAACAUUCACAUUGUCAUGGGGGUAAAUAGAAAUAUCAGUGUGUGCAGUCUUCUGCAAUGGAAAAAGGAUCUGGCUUGUGUGUAAUUGAAGAAGCUUGUAAACCCUCUUCUUGCAUUGAUCGACUAGAACUUGAGGUGAACGAGUCAGCAGAUUCUGAUGUAAGUAGCACUGAACCUCAUAAGCAUACUGAUUUUUGGACAGCGGAUAUAUCUUCUCACCAUAUGACUUUACUUUCACCUGCUAGGGAGAAGGGCACUGGAUUUGAAAAAGAGGAGGAAACAAGUUCAGUCUUGUGCGUGACCAAUCCAUGUGUUAAAAAUGUUGAAGCAGCUAAGAACACAGGAACACCUGAGAUUGUAUAUGUCAUGGAGCCACACCCCUACAUAAAUCGUGGGCAGUGCAAUAUUUCCGAAGACAUAGCAAGGAAUCAGACACACCUGUCAAAUCCACCCAGUGAUGUACCUGUGGAGUGGAUAGGCAUGAUGAGGCACAAUGAAGGGGACAGUUUGAAUAAGAUGGUAGUCCAGUCAGUCAGUGAUCAACCAGUCAAAACAAUGAAGGUCCAGACAGUUAUGGGUCACACUUCAAAAGGUGGGAAAGGAUCAGAGGUCAUGACAUGCAUGCAGCAAUGUUCUGUAGAAGACAUUUCAUCAAUCAUUAGACAGGUGGAUGCUGUUUCUAUUGUAAUCAUCAGCGACAACACAGAUUGGCUACAGCAGGUGCAGUCAUCAUGUGUAAGUGCAGAAAAUGCUCCUGCUGAUGAGAUAAAUCUUGUAGUGCCUUCUGACAAUGAUAUGGAAAUGGAUGCCACAUCCUGCAAGAGCGAGUCUCACUUGGAACCUGUCAGAGAAAAUGUACUAGACCAGGGGUCACAGCCUUUUCCUGAGAAGGAAAAUAAUGUGUGCACAUCCUCAAAACACUUAGUGCUCAAGCGUCCUCGACAGCCUUCAAGCAGCAGCCGAGAAUCAAAAAUUCCAAAACUUAUAACAGACAGUGAAAAAGUGGAAAGCAGAGAUCUGAUUAAAGCUGGAGUCAGUGCUUGUGUCCAGGAGCAGAUCAGUGAUUCUAACAACAGUUGUUUACAGACGUCUGCUCCUUCACCUGACACUGAACCAUUCUCAGACAGUCAGGUCUCAACCCCAAGCCUGACUGCACCUUUUAGGCAGAUUAGUCCAAGAUCUCUGCAAUCAAAGCCUGCUGACUUCAAACUUCAAUUAGUCAGAAAUGCUGACAACAGGAACAUUUUCAUCUUCCUCCUCAGCCUGAGGCAUCACACAUGUCUUCUACAGAGUUAUCUCCUGCUAUGGUUACCUUCACUGAUGCUAAAGAUCAAGAACAUCAGGGUGACUCUCAGGGUGGAAAAGAGCCUACUGGUCCUGGCUGUUUCUGGAACACAAAGUAUAACACAAGAAGUCUCUGAUGCUGUUACCGAGUCCUGCAAAGAAAAGAUCAGGAUCUCUGGACUCGAGGUUAGUAUCACUAACAGCAAAGGAGAGUGUCUUGGGGAGGUAGGAGUGAUGUACCGUUGCACCGAAUGUGAUUACGUCAGCAGCAACAAGCACUACUAUAAGCAGCAUGUGGACCUUGUCCACAACACUACACGACCCUACAAGUGUCCUUAUUGCGACUAUGCUGGGAAGCGGAGUCAUGCCUUGCGUGAGCACUUACUUGUGCACUCUGUGCAGCGGCCUUUCAGCUGCACCCAAUGCAAUGCCACGUUCCGCAAAAAGGGUCACCUAACCAAUCACACAAAGCUUCAUGCUACCACAACAGGGGCUGCUGCAGUGGCAGGUAUGUCUUCUUCUGACACAGCAUCACUCAUUGGUGGCAGUUUUCUUGGAAAAGUGCCUGCUAGCACGUCAUUUAUCUCUAGCCCUACCACAAGCAUAUCUCCUGCAAGGAUAACACCAUCAGUGUCACCGGUUUUGAGUAGCAGUAUUGGGGUGCUGGGCAACAUUGCUGUUGAAAAUGCUGGUGCAGCACAGGGAAUGAGUUCUACUGCUGCAUCACAGGUUUUGGGAGGAAGUGCCAUUUCUGAAGACAAAGCAAGCAAUACGUCAGGAUUAUGGUGCGCACUCUGUAACCAUGCCAUGGCAGAUGCCAAGACCUUUGAGAUGCAUUUGCAGACAGUGCAUAAGACUGAUCGACUUUACAUGUGUGAGACCUGUGACUACGUGGCAUCAGAUAAAGCUGGCAUAAUGUCACACUUACCAACUCACCUAGAAACCUCCACAUCUGCAAAUGACUUGCUGUCCUGUAAUGCCAGCAGUGUAACCCAACCAUCCACCUCAAAUAUCACUGUGAUUUAUACAUGUGCUGAGUGUGGAUUUGAAUCACAGACACUGCAGAUAUUGCGGACCCAUGCACUGAAGCAUAAUGCUGGGGCAUCUCCACUGGAUGGUCAGGAGGAGUCCAGCACGACUGAGGUCCUUGAGCAGCCAUUGCAGAAGGUAGUCUGUGCUGUUUGUGGUCUUGUGUCUGACAGCACAGACAUAAUGAGGACACAUAUGUGGAGUCACAUAACUGCAGGUGCAGAGUCUGUGGCAGAGGAACAGAGAACAACUAGACCUGUUAACCAGGAUGGAUCAGAGCAGCUUCACAUGGCCUUGCCAGUUUCAGGGGGAAACCCUGUGCAAAUACUCCAAGAUGCAGUAACAGCCCCAGCAGGCCUGAAGGUACUGCCUCACAAUGCAGCCUUCCAGUGCACAGAAUGCAGCUUUGUUAGCCGCAACGCAUCGCUGUUCAUUCGGCACAUGCUGCAGCACAAGACUCAGCAGAGCCAGGCUUCCAGAGCACAGGUGCAAAGUGUGCAAAAAGUGAAUAGUCCUGCUGUAAGCAUCCCAGCACAGACUGGAUCUCCAGAGAUGGCUAUCAAAAUGACUCAGUCCUAUAAAGUAAAGCCAGUCACCACAGAGAAUACAUGUCAGAAUACUGAAUCAUCUCCCUUUGUGCAUGAUGAGGCCACUGGAAGAUUUCGCUGCACAAUCUGUGGCUAUACUUGUGAAUAUCAGCGCACAAUCAAAGCCCAUAUAUGGAAGCAUUCAGGCCAUCAACAGGUGGACUACCCCAUUUUUCAGAAUGGACCACUCAGCAUGUAUGAUGAGCCGGCACCAGCAUCUUUCACUUCAAUCGGCUGUAGUCCACAGUUUUCUAAUACCACUUCAAAGCCAUCUGUUGUUUUCUCAUCAGCAUCAGAGCAUCACAAGCCGCCAGUGGUCAUUGUUACAAAGUCAAACACUGGCAUCACCCCUUCUCCCCGCAGUGUGCAGUUUGUUACUAAAGACGGGGUUCCAACUGCAGCUCCAUCUGGUAUCUAUAAACUAACUCCUGUCUUCCAAAUAUCAGCCAGUAAUCCAGCUCCCCUAUCAGCCAACAAUUCUAAUAAGCACAUAGUCCUUCAAGUUCAAAGUGGCUCAGCUGAUGGCAUCACUGCUUCUACUGACGGUAACAUGACCAAGGCAGUUCAGCAAAGCAAAGCAGCAGAGGAGCUAACAGCAGCUUGCAGAGUUAGUGGCAGCAGCAUGAAUGAGAAAACUGCAAACAAGGAGAGUUGUAUCAUUGAUUGUAGGAAAGUUUCAAACACUGAUGUGCUCACUGGAAAAGCCAGGACCAACACAGUCUCCUCAGAAUCUGAACAAUUGAUUGGUAGAUAUGCUUCUCCAAACCAAGAGCAGCCAGAUGUCAUGUGCAGCACAGCUAAUGCCAGGAAGCUAGAGCUCAUCAAAGAGGUUUCUAGUGUACAUGCCAUUAUCAAAGCAAGUGAUCACUUUGGGGAGAUCAUCUAUCAUGCCUGCUGCAAACCAUCAAGAAACAGCAUCAGAGGUACCUCUCCCUACCAAAGGGUGCAGUCAAGGACAGGCUACUCUUCCAAAUUCAUCUAUCUCAAAGUUGUCCCUGAGCAAAGGAGAGAGGGAACGGGGGAAAAGUCAGUGUUUUUGCAGGGAGAAAGUGCAGUGUUGAUGACGGGAGAUGAAAAACCUCUGGAUGUGGAAGGCAUUUUUUGUUCAUCUAAGGGGACAAGUAAGCUGGCAGAUGGCUGUUCAGUUCAGUCUCAACAGGGGCAUCACCUUGCUGGUUCUUUGCCACCAAAUGUAGUGGUGGAGGUAGUUCCUGCAGUCUCUUCAGGUGCUGAUUUAACGGGACUUCACAGUCGAUCAAAUAGCCCACGGUCACUGCAUGGCAUGAAGGGAUCUCCUGCAUUUGAAGGUAGCAGCCAAGAGGCAGCAUUGACAGCUCACCCUGAGACCAGGAGGUCAAGCUCAGAGGAGAUAGUAGGGGACAAUAUAGGGAUUCUCAAGAAAAGCAAGGGGGAGUCCAGGGAAAGAGAUGUACCAGAUGAUUCAAGAAAUUCCUUGCAGCCAAGAGGCAGUAGCAUUGCCAGAGCUGGAGACAAUGUAGAAAAGACUUCUGAAGCAGGCAUUCAACUUGGUCAGUCCAACAAAAGUGAACUGGCUGUUACACUUUUGUCCCUAUUGCAGAAAGAGCCCAAAAUAGAGCCUGCAUGUCCUCAGAGAUCUCUCAGUACAGAGGAGGUACCUGAUGAAGCUGCAGCAUCUCAGGAGUCACCAUCUCGACCUCCAAGCACGAUGUCUGACACUGAUUCGGCUUCAAAGGACACGGCCUAUGGGGAUGCUGGCUCAGAAGAUCUGACAUCUGAAGGAGAAUCAGCAGUUGUGGGCAGGGAUCAUGGCAGAGGCGGCCGGGGCAUUUGCUCCUCAUUGUUGGCUGUGAUUGAGCAGCUUCGUGAGCGCUCAAAGUCAGAAAGUGAUAUUGAAGACAAAUCUGCUCAGAAUCAUCCUCCACCAAAAAAGCGCUCGUCACGGCGACGUCAAAGGGCAUUACAUGAUGAUGCUUUGGUGAUGGAAGACUGUGCCAACAUUGAGCAUGUUACAGCAGAUGAUGGGGUUGCCUACCGGUGUAAACUGUGCCAUUACACUAGCUCACGGACGCCACUGAUACGCUUACACAUGCGCACUCAUAGGCCCAAGGAACCAUUUGAAUGUUCCUUGUGUACCCUGGUGGCUGAUUCCAAUGAAGAACUUCAAGAGCACAUGAUGCAGCACUGUAAGGCCCGCACCUACCCCUGUAAAUUUUGCCCACAGUUGUUCAACCACAAGUCCACCCUUCGAGCCCACAUGCGUGCUCACAAUGAUGCUGAUCCAUUCCUGUGCGAUCUCUGUGACUUUGAGACCUCAAGCCCCUUAGAGUAUAGGGCCCACAUGCAGAAGCACUCAAGCCGUGCCCUGAUCCGGUGUCCUAGGUGCCCAGCCAUCCUUACUUCACGCCAGGACCUUGGGCUGCACAUCAGAAGUGGCUGUCCCAUGAAAGGAUCAACAAGGAUUUGUGGUAGUCCUGGCAGGGAUGACAAUGCAAACAAUAGCUUGGGGAUGGCUCUUGCUGAGGAGAAUACUGGCAGCGAGCAGCUUGCUUGUUUGCGUUGCGGGUUCAGAACGCAUGAUGUGAAGGAACUGAAAGAGCACGUCAGUAGUCAUUUGGUGACAGGCAGCAUGGGGUCAGGUGUAGGGUGGGUUGAGGUGGAUCCUCUCAAGGAACCUCUCCAGGAACCUCUCCAGUGUGCCCUCUGUGACUUCACAGCUGUGUCCACUCGCAGCCUCAAGUCUCACAUGAAGCGGCAUGCUAACGACCAGCGGUAUGUCCAGCAGCCCCUGGAGCAGUACAAAUGCUCAUUGUGUGGCUACAUCUGCCAUCACCUGCCUUCUCUGAAAUCCCACAUGUGGCGCCAUGCCUCAGAUGCCAACUACAGCUACCAGUUCACCAAUGAUGUCAUUAAUGCAGCUAUUGACUAUGACACACGAGCAGAUGUCUCAUCAAUCCCUGGCAGCCCUGUUGCUGCAGCAGACACCAGUGAUACCAAUGGACCUGAACUUUUGGAGAAAGUGUUCUCAGCAGAAAGGCGUAUUAUCGAAGGACAGCUCAGCAAAACAACAGGUGGUGCUAGGCCAGUGUGCUGGGUAACCUUUUGUUGCUGCCAGUGUGGUUUCGAGACCAUCAACAAAGCAAAGCUGAACCUACAUAUGCGCACCCAUGCAGACAUCAUAAACCGCACACUUAGGAUAGGCAGCACCCAGGGCAUUGAUGGGAUUAUUCAGUCUCACCAAGGAGAGAACGUGAAGUGUCUGGACCCAUCAAAAUGAAGAUCAUUUAUGAGUCAGUGUAAUCAGAGUUGUUUUUUUUUGUAUUCCAGUUACAUUUUAAAUAGUAAGCAAAUAGUUAUGAUAGAAAUUAGCAUUAUUGAUCCAAAGACUUGAUUCAAGAGUGAAGGUGUGAUCACACAUGCUGUCAUUUGUGUGUGCAGUUCAUAUUGAUAUCUCUAUUAAUUCUUUCAUAUUUUUUUUAUAUAAGACUUUCAGCUAGAAACUGAAAUGAAUCAUAUGAUCCUAAUGAAAAAAUGUUGUUUCUGACUAAUAGGAAGUUAAGAUCUUGUUUAUUAAACCUGCAUGUUUUUGAUUUUCAGAAUAUUCUUCCUUGGAAUUAUAUCACUGUUUGUGUGAUGGGGAAGGAUUUGACUGGCAGGAUUGUAAUAUAUUUUGACUAAAAUGAUACAUGUGAUGUGUACAUACAUGUUCAUGCACACAGUUACCGACAGGUGAUGAUCAACAGAUUGGAUCAAAUUUAUUCUAAAAGGUUAGCUGACAUUAACUAUGCAGGACUAAAACUAAGUAUUUUUUUUAAUGUGCCAUCAGAAUCUUCUUAUUUGUUGUUCUUGGUUAUCUAGAAAUAGAAAUAAAAUGCAGUGUGUCAAACUGAUGGAAUAUUUUUUUAUUUUUUUUUGAUUCAUUCACCUUGGUGAACAUAUUGAAAUUAGGUAAUUUAUGUACAGUUGGGGUUUCUGUGUAACAAUUUCCAGUGAAUCCCAGUUUUGUUGUAAUUUGCAUUUAAACAAGGGGAAAAUGUAGAACAUUCUUAAUUAUGCAUUCUUUACAGCUGAAGAGUGGCAAUGGCCAUGGGUUCUUUUUGCCUGUCUAAGGUUUGUUGCAAGCUAAAUCGAAAUGUUUAUUGCUAUGUUUAUGAAUGCAAAACAAUGAAGUUAGGAUUAAUUUUUUAAAUAAAACUAUGUUAAACAAUGAUCUGAACAGUCAAGCUGGAAUAUAUUUACAUUUUUUUAAUUUUUACAAAGUGUUGAGUUGACUAUGUUAUUAUUUACCUGUUGGUAAUUGUUUGGAUAUAUUUUGCUUUUCAGAACUUUUUAUGUGCAGUAUGUUUAAUAUACUUAAGUUUUGAGUUAAACUGGAUUCUGGGAGAGGAAUUUAAGGGCAUUUUGAAGGGGCGACAGGAAUAAAAGAUAAAGGAAAAGACCGUCCAACCUUAUUUGCAUAAUCUCAAAGAAUCUGGUACAGCUAUUAACUUGCAUAAUUUAUUUUUCCAUAGACAAGGGGUGAAAAGAGUAGGAACCAUUUUUCAAGCACUCAUGCUGCAAACAUUUCAGGGCAGAUUGUUAAAAUUUGUCGUUUACUGUGUAUCAGCUGAUGCUGCCUUCAGCGAGAACAGAAAAAUAUGCAGUGUAGUAUUCCCAGGCUUUUAGUCAGGUAAUUAGCUAUAGCUUGCACUAUUACCUUAAUAACUCAUUUAAAUGCUAUGCAUAUAUUGUCAUUUUACCCAUCACUCUUAAAAUUUCCUUUUAUUGGUGUUCUAUCAUUUUCCUGCUUCUAGCUUUAUUAGAAUGUACAUGCAAACAUUUAUCUUGUUUGUUGUAGGGGAUUUUAUUUUGACACAUUCUUGGGCAGCCUGUAUAGUCUAACUACCUUGUAUUUUUUUUUUUUCUAUGGUCUUAGAGAGAUGAAUGUGUUGAUGUCAAGAAUUUUACAAGCUUAUGAUUUAUCAGUGUAACAUUUAAUAACAGAUUAGGUUAAUAAUUUCACCAAAUGUGUGUCUGUGCUUUUGUUUAAUUUGGCUGAAGUUUUAUCCUUUCUUUUUAUGUUGUCGCUGACAAUACAUGUAUAAAGUUUAUCCACAAUCCAAGAUUUUUCUGUCUCUGUAACCUGAGUUGCAUACAUUUCUCACUAGCAGACUAUGACACUCAGGUAUCAGAAAACCCAUCCCAAAUGAUUCGCUCAAGACCAUCCACUCCCCGCAGUUUGUGCUGUAAACUCAGUAUAUGUAAUGCUGAACAAUAAUUUGGGUUUUGUUUUUUUGUUUUUUUUAAGUGAAAAUUUAUCUUAGUGGAGAUUUUUCAAAGUUGUAAUGGUUAGCUCUAAUCUACUUUUUCUUGACUGUACUACACCAGUCUGUACACAGUUAUCAUGUCUUUUGACCCAAGGCAGCAGACACAUCCUGCUUCAAUCACCACCAGCAACUUUCAGUUGUGCAUGUUAUUGUACCUCUUGAAUCAUUUUCAUGAUUACCUUUUCAUGGCAUGGAAUGGUCACUUUUUUUCCUUUGUCAUGAUAUGCUUUAAUGUUGGUCUGAUACUUUUUUUCCGUUUGUUCACAUAUCUUGUUAAUUCUACAGUUCUCACAUAUUUUUACCUGUGAGAAUGAUUGCAGUGAAUCUACAAUAUUUUAAUCUGUUAUGUGCCUUUAUUUUCAUUUUUGAGCAAGUCUUGUGUGAAAAAAUAGUUGUUUUUUUUUUUUUUGCUGUUGUUGUGGUCUUUAAAUAUGCUGGUGUGCCGUAUUUUAGCUUUUCUAUUUUUGGUACAAUGCAGCUUUUACUUUUUGGUGUUAUUGUGAACAACCUCAUUUAGCUGUGUUGUUAAUUUUAAUCUGAUUUUAAUAUUACAGUGUUUUGUUAAUGUGUAAUGAUGCUGUUGUCCUCUAAUAUGUCCUUCCCACCCCAUGUAAUUCCAGAGUGAUUAAAUGUAAAUAGUAAUAGGAUUAGUUUUUAAAUCAAACGCAGCAGCAGGAACUCUAUUUGUUUAGUUGUUGUAAGACUAUCAUUUUUAUAAAAAGGUAUUGUGAACAAGAAUUUACAGGUCAGAACAAGCUCCAGGAUUUUUUUUUUGUCAGUUUCUUUUUCUUUUGUUUUCAGAAGAAGUUGGGGGUAGUUCUUUUGUUGGAUGUAAUGAAAAAUUGCUUCAUUUCUCUAGACUCUAUGAGAAGUUAGCAUAACAUUAUUUGGUUGUUAAAAAAACCUUUUGUGCUGAUAAUGAGGUCUACUCUUAUCAUGGUCAUACCUUUUGCACAGUUCCCUCUUCGGUUCUUUAAAUGAGGAAAGUAAGUGACAGUGAGUCACACAAAAAAUGUCUCCGCACACUGAAUUUGCCAACCCUAUGACUAAUGGAUAAUUUUUGGAAGGCAUACUAAAUGAAGAAUUGCAGCUGUAAUUGCCCUUUUUGUUUUUAAAUCGUACAAUUGUCAGACAUCUAAAUCAUAAAACUGUAGGAAAAAAGUAGUGAUAAGUGAGUAUACAAGUUGUUAAUUAUACAUUAAAAAGCAUCUGUAAUGAGAACUUGGCAUUAAUGUUUACAAUAAUUAGUAGGUAAAUUAUUACAUAUCUGGUAUGUUUGUGGAGUUGAUGUGUUCAUGCUUCUUUAUAGUUUGACCUUUUCCCUCACACAACAUAAAGAUGAGAAAUUCUUCUCAACAUGCAUGGCCAGUAGAGUUUUAUUUGUUAGUUUCAAGGUCACAUUUACUUAUCAGUAUUUGUACCAAAGACUUACAACAUAUUUCAUGCAACAUUGUGUGUGCGAAAAGGAGCAGUCACCUGUGAGAUUGUGAUUCAUUGAAUUGUGUUUGAUAUUUCUUUUUUUCCUGUUCUGUAUUGUUAAUUAUCCAUUUCAAGUCAGAACAGAUUUUAUCAUCAGAAGUAAGAUAUAUAGACACUUUUAACACCUCCUUGUUAGUUUUCCCAUAAUGAUUAUCCAGAGUCUGCAACAUGCUAUGGUAUCUGGUGCAUAGAUUCCUUUGCUGAUAAACAACUUAUUUGAACAUGGUAUAGUUAACAGCACCAAUCUUUUUUUUUGUGUCUGAUGGAACAUUUUUUGUUUUAGGAUAUUAUUAUGGUAAAUAUGGAAGAUCUAGAAGCUUCACGAUUUGCAAGUUGAAGAAGGGACUUGAGUAUGUUUUCAGAAUUGAAUCCUGCAUGUGCCCUCAGGAAAUCUUUAACUUUUUCAGAGCAUGUAGUCCACUCAAAUGUAUGCAGAGUUUAGUGCAAGGGCUUUUUGUGGAGGAGGAAAUGAUGAUGAUAAAUUACAAGAGAAACAUCAUUCCUGGAUUGGCAGCACUUCAGAGCCAAAAAAAGUUUGAACGUUUUUCAGCUGAGGCCUUUGACCUUACCCCACCAAAUCCCUGUGCCCAUUUUUAGUCAUCUGAUUGAUGCCUAGCCUUCAGUCUUCCUGUUGCAGAUUAUCUACAGUUGUUUGCUGUAGUCAUACAGAAACAGUCUAGUCAAAACUGGAGCUUAAAACCAGUUACUGUUUCAGCAAUCUCUCACACACAUUAUAAAGUGAUUGUCUGGGGGAAGUUCUCACUCCAGAAUCUCAAAAUAUGAAUAUUAUCAUGUGUAGCUUAUAGAUUAUUUUGUUUUCCUCCUGUCAACAUUAACCUUCAUGUGCAUUUUACUUUGUUCAUUUAUAUAUAUUAAUUGCUUGUAUUUUCUUUUCUUUUAGUUUCCGUCCCUUAAAAUAAAAAUUAAACAUACAGCAAUCUGUCAUUUGCUUUUUUUCU
Pomacea canaliculata is the source of this 11869-nucleotide messenger RNA. RefSeq lists its product as uncharacterized. Gene Ontology annotation, cellular component: nucleus. The record is from RefSeq and is a predicted model, not a curated record. NCBI's taxonomy places the organism in Eukaryota, Metazoa, Mollusca, Gastropoda, Architaenioglossa, Ampullariidae.